CAAUAGAAAUCUCUUCGUUCCUCCUUCUCCUGAGUUUAUCUCUACUGACGGAUGGGCCUCGUCUUACUCGCGUAUUGAACAAUUUAGACCGUGCCAUCAUCACUUUUGAAGGACAAUUAAUAGACGCGAAUAACAGGAAAGCCACUGCGGAAGAACAAGCGAAUACAUUGGAAGAUCGCUUGCGAACACAGGCUAGAGAAUCGGGAAGAAGUAUCACUAAUUUUGUCACUUGUCUAUACAGUACAUCUGGAAACUACUACCAACCGGAAAUUUACAGAAGUACGUGGAAUGUUUGUUGUUUAUCUUCAAACUGUAAACAAAGUGACCAGACUAUUGAAAUCCCUCGUUGAUGAAUAGACUUUCAAUGAACGCCACUAGUGAAUAUCACACAGAUAUGUGAAGGUUGUCGUCCAGUUGUUUAAACAAUAUGUCUGAAUAAUGUCGUCUAUUGAAUUUGAGUAUCUGAUGGUUAGGAAUUUAGCACCUUCCAUUAUCCCGUUUGCUGUCUAUCUUCAAAUUGUCGUGUAUUCAUUUGUUCUGACAGACAUUUCACAGACCAUCAGAGAGGUACAGCAGUCAUAUGGUAAGUACGCCUUCCUACUUCAUAACACAUAGUGUUUGAUGUUGUUCACCUUGCGUUUCAAUCGGCGAGUUGUCGGGACUGAUUUUCGAAAGCGAUUCAAUUGAGUCACUCUACCGACACUCUACGUGUGUCAGACUGUUAUCAGCUGCUUGAGG
Molecule: messenger RNA, 738 nt
Organism: Trichobilharzia regenti
Lineage: Eukaryota; Metazoa; Platyhelminthes; Trematoda; Strigeidida; Schistosomatidae
Source: the annotation of a GenBank genome assembly